UGUGUGUUUCCCCCCCUCCGUUUCCCGUUCUUGUCCUUCCAUACCAUCCCUAUCCUAGCCUGUAUUGCCUGCAACCCUCACGUGUGCAUAGUAUACAUACAUCUCAUCUACCUUUUUUUCUCUCUUUCCGUAAGGUUUAUCUUAAGUAGUUUGGAGCCAACCUACCUCCCCCUACCUACAACAACCCUAAAUAACCUACAUACAUAAAUUGGAGGGUGUUGUUGAUGAAGUGGUGGUGUGCUCGUCCUUUCACCGUGACCACCGUAACUAUAGUGCUCGUCAUUGUGAACCCUAUCUACCUAUACAUACGUACUCACUCACGUACACCACCAGCCCUUUAUUUGAAUCAGGCUAUCCAUUCCAGACGUACCAGGCUACCUAUUCUAGUACACCCAUUUCUUACCUUACCUACCUCCCUGGGGAAGCUCUUUAACGCCGAUCUGUUAUCGUACUUGAUUCCGUGAUUACGAUAUUCUGAUUACCUCUCACUUGACACCUUUCCUACCUAGGUUGGCUGGUUCUCCCUUUAGGUGAAAGGGUUUGAAUGAUAAGGAAGCUGUUGGACUGGAUGUGCGAAGUGUUAUCACCGAACCUCCCUCCUCAAUUUUUACAGCCUCACCCUGUGAAUUGCGAUAUUUACUCUUUCCUCACCCCGAGUUUACACAAUGGCCACCGAGACAGUUAUUCAGAAUGGCCCAACCCGCCUGGACCGUCUAAGCGCGGAGGACUUUGAAACGGCAUCGAUACGAUCAGCCGCACCUUCAUACAUAUCCGAAGCGCCAUCCUACCACUCCACAAUCCCAACCAACGAAAGCGCACCCGCAUACACACCACGGGAAUCGCAUCCCACGCCUCCCUCUCGACCCCCAGGCUAUGCCUCCUCAUCUAUGCUCAACAUAUCCCCCCCCUCCCCCUCAUCUUCAACACCAACACCUAUGACAUCCACCUUCGCCCCCGGCGCCGGCCUCCCACGCAUCCCAUCCCCACGACGGCGCACAAACGACGUCCCGCAGCUAGCAGCCUUCUCCAUUCCAUCCUGGUCCUCUAUGCACAGUAACCCGACCGCGCGACACUACCAACGAGUCGCGCACCGGCGUGUCUCGGCUGCGAAUGGGCGGAGCUGGGGUGGUGUUGAGACUGCCCUAAGGUCCGCGGUCGAACGCAUGAAUGCUGCUGCUGCGGCGGAUGAUGCCGAUCCGUAUAAAGUGCGUCCGCUGGAAGAUCCGUAUUUAGUGGGUGAGGAGGCGGCUGCCACUGCUAGACGGGAGAGGUUGGCGAGGCAGAAUGGGGAUGAUAUUUUGUAUCGUGAGGAGAGACGGUGGGAUUGGUUUUUGGGCCAGACGAAAGACUGGGAUGAGCGUGAUCGAAGCUGGAACGCUUUCCGAAACAACUUUGAGAGUCAGGGAAGACUCGCUCGCCGCUUUGGUCGAUAAUCAGCUGUGGCCUCAAACAUAUUUGAGAAUCUUGACACUCGAGACUGGAACUGUUAAUGGGCGCUGUAUCUCAUUUCUUUUCACUCAUUUAGAGGGCUUCAUUUUGGAUUAUUUCUUCCUUCUCACGCAUUGGGCGGCGCUACCUUCAUGGCGUCAAAUUGGGCGGGCGGGCUGGCUAGAUCGGCUCGGAUGACACAUCUCUUUUUUCCUUUUGGAUUCAACGUAUUGAUGGGAUGUUCACAUUUAGAAUGGACGGAUGAAGCCAUGAGAUUAUGUUGAGUAGGGGAGUAAGGGGAUAAUCCAUUUCUUCACCAUUCCUUUUGGCUUCGCUGUACUGUAGCUAGCCGACUCUUGUUUAGCAUUAUGAAUUUAACACAAUUUCAAUGAA
Messenger RNA from Hypoxylon trugodes, 1821 nucleotides. RefSeq lists its product as uncharacterized. Bases 666 to 1433 code for a protein of 255 amino acids. Lineage: Eukaryota; Fungi; Ascomycota; Sordariomycetes; Xylariales; Hypoxylaceae. The record is from RefSeq and is a predicted model, not a curated record. The transcript has 3 exons.